CCCAUCAUUUGUGUCAGUGGGAGGAAUAGUGCCCAUCAUUGGUGUCAGUGGGAGAAUAGUCCCAUCAUUGGUGUCAGUGGGAGGAAUAGUGCCCCAUCAUUGGUGUCAGUGGGAGGAAUAGUGCCGCAUCAUUGGUGUCAGGGGAGGAAUAGUGCCGCAUCAUUGGUGUCAGUGGGAGGAAUAGUGCCCCAUCAUUGGUGUCAGUGGGAGGAAUAGUGCCCCAUCAUUGGUGCCAGUGGGAAGAAUAAUGCCUCAUCCUUGGUAUCAGUGAGAGGAAUUCUGCACAAGGGCCAGAUAAAAGCAAGUAAAGGGCCACAUC
Molecule: messenger RNA, 319 nt
Organism: Staurois parvus
Lineage: Eukaryota; Metazoa; Chordata; Amphibia; Anura; Ranidae
Source: the annotation of a GenBank genome assembly